Molecule: messenger RNA, 780 nt
Organism: Conger conger (European conger)
Lineage: Eukaryota; Metazoa; Chordata; Actinopteri; Anguilliformes; Congridae
Gene: ndufa5
Product: NADH:ubiquinone oxidoreductase subunit A5
Exons: 6
Coding region: 307-657 (116 amino acids)
Biological process (GO): respiratory electron transport chain
Source: RefSeq, a predicted model, not a curated record
CCUUUUCCUCCCAGGGUAGAGGACGUGCCUUUUGCACUGUACUGAACGGCACUGCACUGAACUGCACAGAGUGCAGGCUCAGGGCUCGUCAGGGGUUGGCGACCCUGGUCCUGCAGAGCUGCAGGGUGUGCUGCUUUUUGGUUUUGCCUGAAUAAUGAGCGACCGAUUCAGACCCCCCAGGUGAAGUCAGACUACAAAAAACUUCAAUCGGGGCGUUUCUUCUGCACCGGACCCUGGAUACGCUGCAAUCAUUGGGUCCGGGAUCUACUAUUUUGUCUGCAGACCCAGAAUCCUUUGCGCGCAGUCAUGGCUGGCCUGUUAAAGAAGACCACGGGCUUGGUGGGCCUGGCCGUAUCCCAGAAUCCACACGAGCGACUGAGGGUGCUCUACACCAAGAUCCUGGCCUCUGUGCAAAAGAUGCCCCAGGACGCUGCUUACCGCAAGUACACGGAGGAGAUCGUCAACGAGAGGAUGAACCACGUCCGAACGGAGUCUGAUGUCCAGAAGCUGGAGCAGAAGAUCAACUGUGGGCAGAUAGAGGAGGUCAUUUCACAGGCAGAAAGCGAGCUGUUUCUCUCCAGGAAGAUGCUGGAGUGGAAACCAUGGGAACCCCUGGUUGAGGAAGCCCCUCCUAAUCAAUGGAAAUGGCCGAUUUAACACACGAAGUACUGGGGAUACGAAAUGUUCCUAACCGCAGUGUUCUUCCCAGUCUUCAUGUGGACAGUCUGUAAAAGAAGUCAUUUUGAGUCUUGUAAAUAUGAAUAAAUGUUGAACUACCUA